Messenger RNA from Nerophis lumbriciformis (worm pipefish), 561 nucleotides. NCBI's taxonomy places the organism in Eukaryota, Metazoa, Chordata, Actinopteri, Syngnathiformes, Syngnathidae. The record is from RefSeq and is a predicted model, not a curated record.
AUGUCUGAGCCGACCACCAAUCCCGCUGCCACCUCCUUCUCAGCGCCUACAAUUUCUCUGCCCUUGGGACUGGAAGUAUUGAGGACUUACUCUGGAGCGCUUAUUUGCUUGGAAAUAGUAUUUGGUGGGUUAGUAUGGAUUCUGGUGGCAUCUUCCAAUGUGCCAGUCCCUCUACUGCAAGGGUGGGUGAUGUUUGUGUCUGUAACGGCAUUCUUCCUCUCUUCUGCCUAUCUCAUCCUCCUCAUUACUGGCCUGGCUGACCGAAUCAGUAUUGAUUGGAACUUUUUGGAUGUUUUUUACCAUUUUAUAGCUUUGCUUUUCUAUUUUGGUGCCUUCGUCCUGGAGGCGGCAGUGACGGCAGCCAAUGGAGGUUCCAUUAUCACACCCUUGCCAAACAGCACCGGAACUGUAAUGUGUAUAAACUACCCUCGAGGCAAUGUAUUCACUGUACUGAAUGGCAACCAAUAUAAUAUUAAUGUGGUUGCCACGAUAUUUGCAUUUGUAGUAACACUGUGCUACAGCUGCAGUCUGGUGAUGGCCUUCAGGAGGUGGAGGAUCUAA